This is a messenger RNA of Prunus armeniaca (apricot), 2130 nucleotides long. NCBI's taxonomy places the organism in Eukaryota, Viridiplantae, Streptophyta, Magnoliopsida, Rosales, Rosaceae. The record is from the annotation of a GenBank genome assembly.
AUGGCUUCAUACAGGCCUUUCCCGCCCCAAUCGUCAUUCGGGCCGCCGCCGAAUCAAAACCCUCUUACACCAACACCACCGCCACCUCCUUCACAGAGAGGCAAUCAAUAUAAUCAGAAUUGGGGAUAUAAUGCUAGUAGUGGUGGUGGUGGUGGUGGUGAUGGGGCUGUGCCUGCAGCUUCUUCUUCGUAUCCUCAAAACUACAAUUACAAUCAUGGUAAUUACGGCCCUCCAAGAACUCAACACCCUCACCCACCACCACAAUACAAUUAUCCACCACCGCCUCCGCCGCCCGAGUCUUCAUACCCACCACCUCCGCCCCCUCAAGCUCCUCCAGUGGCACAAAAUAAAAUGCCUUUGCAGCCUCCACAAGCCCCCAUGUACUACCAGAAUUCUCAGUAUUCACAAUAUAGUCACCAGCCAAUCCAGCCUUUACACCAGCCGCCACCUCCACCCCCACCACCUUUUUCCCCGAGUUCCUCUGUCCCACCACCACCCCCACCCCCGGGUUCACCGCCACCGCCCCCUCCACAAAGUAAGGAUGGUGGGGUAGAUAGAGGAUCCCAUGAAAAAGGGGUUUCCAGGGAGGUGUCGGUGUCGGGGAGGCGUGAACAUGGGCAUUUGAAUCAUGGGGUUGCUCAAAAACAGCAUAAGCCCCCUGUUCCUUCAAUGCCAGUGAAGAAAGCAAAUGGACCUCCAGGGAGGGUGGAGACAGAGGAAGAGAGGAGAUUCAGAAAGAAGAGGGAGUUUGAGAAGCAAAGGCAAGAAGAGAAGCAUAGGCAGCAGCUGAAGGAUUCCCAAAAUUCAGUUUUGCAAAAGACACAGAUGUUGUCUUCUGGGAAAGGACAUGGGUCGAUUGCAGGGUCGCGAAUGGGGGAAAGGAGGGCUACUCCAUUCUUGAGCAGCGAAAGGACUGAAAAUAGGCUGAAGAAGCCAACCACAUUUGUAUGCAAGUUGAAAUUUCGGAAUGAACUUCCAGAUCCAAGUGCACAGCCAAAGCUUAUGUCUUUGAAGAAAGACAAAGAUCAAUAUACAAAAUACACAAUAACAUCGUUGGAGAAAACAUACAAGCCCAAGCUUUUUGUUGAGCCAGAUCUUGGGAUACCUCUUGACCUGCUUGACCUCAGUGUAUACAAUCCUCCAAGUGUUAGAUCACCCCUUGCUUUGGAAGAUGAGGAAUUAUUGCGGGAUGACGUAGCAGCAACCCCUGUGAAAAAUAAUGGCAUCAGAAGAAAAGAGCGGCCUACCGAUAAAGGGGUUGCAUGGCUUGUUAAAACACAAUAUAUAUCUCCUCUUAGCAUGGACUCUGCGAGACAGUCUUUAACUGAAAAACAAGCAAAAGAACUGCGGGAAAUGAAGGGAGGUCGCAACAUUUUGGACAACCUUAAUGACAGGGAAAGACAAAUCAAGGAAAUUGAGGCAUCAUUUGAGGCCUGCAAGUCACGCCCUGUUCAUGCAACCAAUAAGAAUUUAUACCCUGUUGAGGUUCUACCUCUGUUGCCCGAUUUUGAGCGGUAUGAAGACCAAUUUGUCCUUGCAGCAUUUGAUGGUGCUCCUACUGCUGAUUCAGAAAUCUACAGCAAAUUGGACCAGUCCGGUCAUGACGCUUAUGAAUCAAGAGCCAUUAUGAAAAGUUAUAAGGUAACAGGCGCAGAUCCAGGUAAUCCGGAGAAAUUUUUGGCUUACAUGGUCCCUUCUCCAAAUGAGCUAUCAAAAGAUCCAUAUGAUGAAUCUGAAGAUGUUUCUUAUUCUUGGGUUCGCGAGUAUCAUUACGAUGUAAGAGGUGAUGAUGUGCAUGAUCCCACAACAUACCUUGUUUCAUUUGAUGAAGAAGAAGCACGCUAUGCGCCCCUUCCCACAAAGCUUGUCUUAAGAAAAAAGAGGUCCAAAGAGGGAAAAACUAGCGAUGAGGUUGAACAUUUUCCCGCACCUUCAAGAGUGACCGUCAGGCAGAGAUCAACUGUUGCCGCAAUUGAACUAAAGGAUUCAGGGGAUUAUUCAAGGGGAUCUGUGUCAAAUUUGAAAACAAGACGCUUUGAUGUUGAGGAUACCCUUGAAAGACCACGGAAGAUUGCACGACAUCAAGAUAUUGAUGAAUAUAGUGGUGCUGAAGAUGAUUUCUCUGAUUAA